UUGAUGGAGAACAUCUCAGAGGUGACUGAAUUCAUUCUUGUGGGGUUAACAGAUUCCCUAGAGAUGCAGGUCCCUUUAUUUACAGUCUUCACUAUCAUUUACUUCAUCAUUCUGGUUGGGAACGUUGGGAUGAUCGUGUUGAUUCUGUUGGACUCUCGUCUCCACACACCCAUGUACAUCUUCCUCAGCAACCUCUCCCUCGUGGACUGCAUUUAUGCCUCAGCUGUCACUCCUAAGGUAAUGGUGGGGUUUCUCACAGGAGAUAAGAUUAUAUCCUACCAUGCGUGUGCUGCCCAGAUGUUCUUCUUUUCAGCCUUUGCCACUGUUGAAAGUUUCCUCUUGGCUUCAAUGGCCUUUGACCGCCACGCAGCAGUGUGCAAACCACUGCAUUAUGCCACCACCAUGACAAGGGCUAUGUGUACCUCACUGGCCACUGGCUCCUACAUCUCUGGACUCUUGCAGUCUUCCAUCCAUGUUGCCCUCACCUUCCACCUCUCCUUCUGUCAUUCCAACAUAAUUAAUCACUUUUUCUGUGACAUUCCCCCACUGCUGGCUCUCUCUUGCUCUGAUAUCUAUGUGAAUGAGAUUGUGCUCUUCACAUUGGCAGCAUUCAAUGUCUUUUUCACCCUCUUGGUUAUCUUGAACUCUUAUCUGUUCAUUUUUGUUGCUAUUCUGAGGAUAUGCUCAGCUGAGGGACAAAAGAAGGCUUUCUCCACCUGUGCAUCCCACCUGACCACUGUUUCCAUCUUCUAUGGGACAAUCAUCUUCAUGUAUUUACAGCCAAGUUCUAGUCAUUCCAUGGACACAGACAAAAUGGCAUCCGUGUUCUACACCAUGGUCAUCCCCAUGCUGAACCCUGUGGUCUACAGCCUAAGGAACAAAGAGGUCAAGAGUGCAUUUCAGAAGGUGGUUGGAAAAGCAAAGUCUCCACUGGGUUUUUCCUACUAA
Ailuropoda melanoleuca (giant panda) is the source of this 948-nucleotide messenger RNA. Its product is annotated as olfactory receptor 5B12. The transcript has a single exon. Lineage: Eukaryota; Metazoa; Chordata; Mammalia; Carnivora; Ursidae. Gene Ontology annotation, molecular function: G protein-coupled receptor activity; olfactory receptor activity. The record is from RefSeq and is a predicted model, not a curated record. Bases 4 to 948 code for a protein of 314 amino acids. Gene Ontology annotation, biological process: G protein-coupled receptor signaling pathway. Gene Ontology annotation, cellular component: membrane.